UUGGAUUUUCAGAUUUUAAAGAUGGCGGCGCCCACAGACCCGGAGAAUAUGUCGGUGGAUGACAUGUUUGCUCUUCUAGAGUCCAAUAAGACACAUGUUGUUCAGGAAAUCCAGCGAAUAAUCCACGAUAAACUGACAGGGAGUAAGGAUUCUGGUUGGCUUGUUACAGGAUUAUACGAAUAUUAUUCAUCAACGCAGAGCAUGAAUGGAUUAAAGCUUCUGCUUAAUGUGAAGGAACCAUUAGAUACAGUUCUCUGUGACAGGAUUUAUGAGGGAUUGCGUAGUUCAGAUACGCAAAAUAGGAUACUUGCGGUCAACAUGCUAGGUUUUAUUGCCAGAAAGCAACCGACCUGGGUUCACAAGCUCCCGCAAACCUUCUGCUUCAAAGAACUCAUUAAAAUGUUGAAGCAUGAGGUAGAUCUUGUCCUGCUAGUGACUGGUCUUCUUGUCCUACUCACCCUACUUCCUGCUGUUCCUUCAAGGGUGUCUACUGUUCUUACAGAAAUUUUUGAAGUUUUUAGUCGUUUAGCAGCGUUUCUGCACGUCCAGAAUUCUGGUAAAAGUGUACAGUCUAGUGUUGUACAAGGAUCUAAAGGUGUAAGUGUUGUACACCUGCAUGUAGCAAUCUACGCAUUUUUUAACAGACUUUAUGGAAUGUUUCCUUGUAAUUUUCUUAGCUGGCUCCGUACCCAAUACUCAGAAACAGGAAAGGAUUAUGCAGUUUUUACAGAGGUUGUAGCCCCCCUACUAUCCACAGUUAGGAUGCAUCCCCUGCUGGUUACACAGUCUAAGGACCACGAGAGAUCUGCUGCUCGAUGGAAAGGUCUAGGUGAGGUCCAUGAUGUACUGGCGGAAUGUUCUAGAUAUUCCUUGAAUGUUGAGGAGUGUGGGUACAAGGAUGAACCUAUUCUAUCUUCUAUUCUUGAACUCCCUCUAUCUCCAGCAGCACCAGGCUGUGUUCUUGAUCCAACAUGGACUCCAGGGAAAUUUUUUGAUAUUUCUUCUCCUGCGGCAAGACCUACUCUGGAGAAAAUACGACCCAGUCCCCUGAGCACAUCCAGGUUUGUUCAGUCUCCACCUGAGGCAGCGAUUGAAGCCACGCCGGAGAACACGCCUUACGCCACCCCAGUCAAGGAAGAAAACAUGCGCUUGCAAAGACAACCUGUAUCCGCCAACGCCAUUAGGAGUUUAAUGAGAUCUCCAACUACCUCGCCAACAAAAAAUACUAUUUCACCAUUUAAGGAGCUAAAGGAUUUCUCCCCCCUGAGAUGGCAGAGUGAACAAAAUGAGCUCAGGAGAAGUUCUAAUCUUAAUAAACAGGAUAUAGAUGAUACAAGGAGAGGUUAUGGAGAGAAAGAUUUCUUGGGUCUGCCUAGGUUUACGAAGGAUUCUCCCCAAUCUUCUAGAACAGGGGCUACCGAGGAAACGGACGAAGAUACAGAGGUGAGUUCUCUGACUAAUUCAAACCAAUUGAGAAACCUUGAUACUCGGCAUAUCACACCUCAUAUAUUCCCGGACUCAGCAGGUAGACUUGGUAGACUUGGGUAG
This is a messenger RNA of Eurytemora carolleeae, 1548 nucleotides long. Its product is annotated as hamartin. The record is from RefSeq and is a predicted model, not a curated record. The transcript is spliced from 23 exons. NCBI's taxonomy places the organism in Eukaryota, Metazoa, Arthropoda, Copepoda, Calanoida, Temoridae. Bases 22 to 1548 code for a protein of 508 amino acids. Gene Ontology annotation, cellular component: TSC1-TSC2 complex. Gene Ontology annotation, biological process: regulation of cell cycle; negative regulation of cell population proliferation; negative regulation of TOR signaling.